This is a messenger RNA of Oncorhynchus tshawytscha (Chinook salmon), 4254 nucleotides long. Its product is annotated as sarcoplasmic/endoplasmic reticulum calcium ATPase 2. NCBI's taxonomy places the organism in Eukaryota, Metazoa, Chordata, Actinopteri, Salmoniformes, Salmonidae. Gene Ontology annotation, molecular function: ATP hydrolysis activity; ATP binding; P-type calcium transporter activity. The coding region runs from base 387 to 3515 and encodes 1042 amino acids. The transcript is spliced from 21 exons. The record is from RefSeq and is a predicted model, not a curated record. Gene Ontology annotation, cellular component: membrane. Gene Ontology annotation, biological process: intracellular calcium ion homeostasis; calcium ion transmembrane transport.
UCAGAUCAGCGCUACAGUUUGUUACCACUGAAGCUGUGAGCUGUGCCGGGAGAGGUGGAUUUAGGUCAGCGCAAGGAUUGGACCGGCUGAUUGCAGCCCUUAACAUUGGCGAUUGCUGCACUCUUUUCCACCAUUUUUGGGGAGAUAAGAGGACACCCAAAGUAACAUUUAUUGAGGGAGGAAGAGUCAUUUUUCGUUCCAAUUAGCUCGUUUAUCAGCCUAACAACUUACGGACAAUUUCUUACUCGUAUCAUCGACAUCUGGCCUUUCUGUGAAUGCAUAUUUCACAGUUGGUAAACUGUAUUACUGCUGAAAGGUUUUAAUUUUAAAGAGACUGAGGCGGCUGAGUAAACAAAGUACAACUGACAAGAAGCCCACCAACCACAAUGGAUAACGCUCACACAAAGAGUGUUGAAGAAGUUUAUAGCCAUUUCUCUGUCAACGAAAGUACUGGACUUGGUUUGGACCAGGUGAAACGUCAAAAGGAGAAAUGGGGCUCGAACGAGUUACCUGCUGAAGAAGGGAAGUCUCUAUGGGAGCUUGUUGUUGAACAAUUUGAAGAUUUACUUGUACGAAUUCUUCUGCUGGCAGCUUGUAUAUCUUUUGUCUUGGCCUUGUUCGAGGAUGGAGAAGAAACAAUCACAGCCUUUGUGGAGCCUUUUGUAAUCUUACUCAUUCUUAUAGCCAAUGCCAUUGUGGGUGUGUGGCAGGAACGCAAUGCUGAGGAUGCCAUUGAAGCCCUAAAAGAGUACGAGCCUGAGAUGGGCAAGGUCUACCGCCAGGACAGGAAGACCGUUCAGAGGAUCAAGGCCAAAGAAAUUGUGCCAGGAGACAUCGUAGAGGUUUCUGUUGGAGACAAGGUUCCUGCAGACAUCCGUCUCUCUUCCAUCAAAUCUACAACCCUGAGAGUAGACCAGUCUAUCCUGACCGGCGAGUCCGUCUCUGUCAUCAAGCACACCGACCCAGUGCCUGACCCCCGAGCUGUCAACCAGGACAAGAAGAACAUGCUCUUCUCUGGCACCAACAUCUCAUCUGGCAAGGCUAUUGGUGUGGUGGUGGCUACGGGCGUGAACACUGAGAUUGGUAAGAUCCGUGACGAGAUGGCAGCCACUGAGCAGGAGAAGACCCCCCUGCAGCAGAAGCUGGAUGAGUUUGGGGAGCAGCUGUCCAAGGUAAUCUCCCUGAUCUGCAUCGCUGUGUGGAUGAUCAACAUUGGCCACUUCAAUGACCCCGUACACGGAGGCUCCUGGAUCCGCGGCGCCGUCUACUACUUUAAGAUCGCCGUGGCCCUGGCUGUGGCCGCCAUCCCCGAGGGUCUGCCCGCUGUCAUCACCACCUGCCUGGCCCUGGGCACCCGCCGCAUGGCCAAGAAGAACGCCAUCGUCCGCAGCCUUCCCUCUGUGGAGACCCUGGGCUGCACCUCUGUCAUCUGCUCCGACAAGACUGGCACCCUCACGACCAAUCAGAUGUCUGUCUGCAGGAUGUUCAUCCUUGACAAGGCCGAGGGGAACAGCUGCUCUCUGAACGAGUUCACCAUCACUGGCUCUACUUACGCCCCCGAGGGAGAAGUGUACCAGGAUGGCAGACUAGUGAAGUCCUCUGCGUACGAUGGUCUAGUGGAGAUUGCCACCAUCUGUGCUCUGUGCAAUGACUCCUCUCUGGACUAUAAUGAGGCCAAAGGUGUGUAUGAGAAGGUUGGCGAGGCCACAGAGACGGCCCUCACCUGCCUGGUGGAAAAGAUGAAUGCGUUUGACACCGACCUCCAAGGCCUGUCCAAGAUCGACAGGGCCAAUGCCUGCAACUCUGUGAUCACGCAGCUGAUGAAGAAGGAGUUCACCCUGGAGUUCUCCAGAGACAGGAAGUCCAUGUCUGUGUACUGCACCGCUAACAAGGCCCGCUCCUCCCUCGGAAAGAUGUUUGUCAAGGGUGCCCCAGAGGGCGUUAUUGACAGAUGUACCCAUGUUAGGGUGGGUACCAACAAGGUUGCCAUGACCCCAGGCAUCAAGGAGAGGAUAAUGUCUACAAUCCGAGAGUACGGAACGGGGCGUGACACCCUGCGCUGCCUGGCUCUGGCCACCCGGGACGCCCCACCCAGGAAGGAGGAUAUGGUGCUGGUCGAUUGUGCCCGUUUCGCUGGUUACGAGUCUGGCUUGACCUUUGUGGGCUGCGUUGGCAUGCUGGACCCUCCCAGGACAGAGGUGGCUGCCUCCAUCAAGUUGUGCCGCCUGGCCGGCAUCCGAGUCAUCAUGAUCACCGGCGACAACAAGGGCACUGCCGUGGCCAUCUGCCGCCGUAUCGGCAUCCUGAGCGAGGAGGACGACGUGGACAAAAUGGCAUUCACAGGCCGCGAGUUUGACGACCUGUCUCCCCAGGCACAGCGUGAUGCCGUGACCAACGCCCGCUGCUUCGCCCGUGUCGAGCCCUCCCACAAGUCCAAGAUCGUUGAGUUCUUGCAGGGCAUGGAUGAGAUCACGGCCAUGACUGGUGACGGAGUGAACGAUGCCCCUGCCUUGAAGAAGGCAGAGAUUGGCAUUGCCAUGGGGUCUGGCACUGCCGUGGCCAAGUCAGCCUCUGAGAUGGUCCUGGCCGAUGACAACUUCUCUUCCAUCGUGGCGGCUGUGGAGGAGGGCAGGGCCAUCUACAACAACAUGAAGCAGUUCAUCCGCUACCUCAUCUCCUCCAACGUGGGAGAGGUCGUCUGUAUCUUCCUGACGGCUGCUCUGGGCUUCCCUGAGGCUCUGAUCCCAGUUCAGCUGCUGUGGGUCAACCUGGUGACAGACGGUCUCCCUGCCACUGCACUGGGCUUCAACCCCCCCGACCUGGACAUCAUGAACAAGCCCCCCCGCAGCGCCAAGGAGCCCCUCAUCUCCGGAUGGCUCUUCUUCAGAUACCUGGCCAUCGGAUGCUAUGUGGGAGCUGCCACAGUGGGAGCUGCUACCUGGUGGUUCGUGGCCGCUGAGGACGGCCCUAUGAUCUCCCUGUACCAGCUGAGCCACUUCCUGCAGUGUUCCCCUGACAACCCUGACUUCGCCGACCUGGAGUGUCAUGUGUUUGAGUCCCCCUACCCCAUGACCAUGGCCCUGUCUGUGCUUGUCACCAUUGAGAUGUGCAAUGCCCUUAACAGCCUGUCAGAGAACCAGUCCCUGCUGCGGAUGCCUCCCUGGGAGAACAUCUGGCUGCUGGGGGCCAUCUGCCUCUCCAUGUCCCUCCACUUCCUCAUCCUCUAUGUAGAGCCACUGCCCGUCAUUUUUCAGAUCACCCCUCUGGACCUGACCCAGUGGCUGGUGGUGUUGAAGAUCUCCCUGCCCGUCAUCCUGCUUGAUGAGCUGCUUAAGUUCGUGGCCAGGAACUACCUGGAACCCGGUAACCAGCCAGAGUAUAAGUCAUCCGGCAAAGGCUGGUCCCCCUCUGCAUGCACGGAGGGCAUCUCCUGGUCCUUUGUGGGCAUCACCCUCCCGCUGGUGCUGUGGCUCUACAGCAUCGACACUAACGUGUCUGCCCUGUUCUGGUCCUGACUCCAGCACACAACCCUCUCAAUGCACCAGUCUAGUGCCGUGUAAACCCGCCCCUCUAAAUCCCUUGCAGGAACUGUAAGGUUUUGUUUGUGUUGUGCAUGUGUUUUUUGAGCAGCACCACAUCUUCCAAGACCUGCAUGUCAAUAAAGAGAUAUGAAGACAUGAUUGAUACAUUUCAUAAGCAAUUCCAUCACAAAAAAAGUACUAAUAAUCAAAUGGUAAAUAUUUAACAGAAUGGGCAUAAAUGGGUAUGAAGUGUUUUUGGAAUCAAAUGAACCAAUCCCAAGUCCCUCAAUCCUUGCUGCAUGGGGAGCCUUCAAACUAGACAAGACAGAGUUCUCAUGCCAUCUUAAUAAACUUAAUGUUGUAGUUUUAUAUUAAUGUACAAUAUUCUAUGAUGCAUGUCCUCUGAAGCAGCAAAUUAUUUGAUCAGAUGUGUAAUAGUUAAUGUAUAGUAUUGAUAAAUUAAAGACAUUCAUUUACAAACGUUAUAAGCUGAAAUGCCUAUCUUUUCCUAAGGAAAUCUUUUUUUUAAUAGGAUGUGUAAAAUAACCAGACUAUUUGCUUUGCACUGUGAUGUGCGAUAUGUUUGCAGUAUCUGGGAAGGGCGGAGGUGCGGUGAUACAUACAUUAUCUCGAAAGCAGUCAGUCCCUUCAAUGGCACGUGUUCGCCGAGCUGACGAUUGUAUUAUGUAUCACAUGAUUUGUGGUUUCAGGUAAAUAAAGCGAUUAUACAUGA